AUGACAGAACCCGAGGCAGAAAUCCAGGCCACUGCCAACCUCUCCCCUGUCUCCCCAUCGCCUGUUCACUCAGCUGCGUCUCUGGCGGUUCCCGUGCUUCAAGAAACGGUGGACACCAUUGACGCCAUGGUCGCUGCCGCAUCAGCCGCUGCCGACGCCGCCAACCGCUCGGUCAACAAUGGCCCUAGUUAUGAGCCUAUCCUGGACGCCGGUGAUGACAAUAUCGUAGAUGACGACCCUUAUGGCGAGGACGACGCAGAUGCCGUCGCACAGCAAGUGCCGCAGCCACAGGUCGAGCAAGAGCUUUCCGACAGCAAUGACGAUUACGCAAAGACGUUUGAUUCGCCAAUUGGGCCGGAAGAGGGCGAAGAAGGAGACGUUCAACCACAAGAUGUAUCAUCGCUACCUCGAGAAUCCAACAAUCUUUCGCAUCCAUCCCAAGUCUCCUAUGCUGUUCAUGACCCGUCCUACCUGGCCCAGCCAGGCCAGCCUGCAGCACCAGCUGCUUCCAAUGCUUCUUCUGAAGCCCAGGCCUCCGGCGCUGCGACUGCCACCACUCCCCAGCUUUCCAAUCUGCCGUCUCCAACUACAGCCAAACUGAGUGGCGGCAGCACUACCAGCCCUGCCAAUGCUUCGACUGAUAUUCAACGGCUGGUCGCUGAUCUCAUUGCGCCAGCCGACUCCAACCGUACUACAGAAUCGUCUGCCCCAUCUGCUACCGGUGAACAGUCUUCAAAUUUCCCGCCCUCAGCAUCCCUUCCACCGAGGCCUCCGCUGUCUCAAGCAGCGCCUCAGACGUAUGCCUCUCAGCACCAUCCAGGAGGGAUCAAUGCUAGCAUUCCCCCUAGUCUUGCCGCGCCACCGACGCCUGGGCAGCCGUCCACUUAUGUUUCUGCUGGCGCGCCUGUUGCAGUUCCUGAUGCUUUGGGUGAAUACUCAGUCCCUCUUGGCUCUGGUCUCCAGGCGCCUGUGGCUAUCACUUCCAUGAAUGCUCCUCCAUACCCACCUCAACCUAUCCCUUACAAUGCCGACCAAGUGCAAGAUGCCGAAUAUCAGCGCCAGUGGGAUCAAUUUUUGGCCGAUGAGCGUCAGUACAUGUCGGAGGCCAAGUGGGACCGUUUUCCUGAAGGGUCACGCAUCUUUAUUGGUACACGAUCCGCCUCUGGCGCAUCCAAAAACGGCGCUCACAUAUUCUCUGCAGGCAACCUUUCCAGCGAUAAGGUGUCAAAGCGUGAUGUUUUUGAUCUGUUCCAUCGGUUCGGGAGGCUUGCUCAAAUUUCGCUGAAAUCGGCCUAUGGGUUCGUACAGUAUCACUCUAUAGAUGAGGGACAGCGGGCCAUGGACAAUCUUCAAGGUAUUGAGAUCAAGGGACGCAGAAUUCAUCUUGAAGUCUCGCGCGUUCAGGACAAAUCGAAAAAGGAAAGGGCUCGCAGCCCAGACAAAAACAAGAGCCGUGACAAUGGGCGCCGAAACGACAGGCAUGGUAACCAAACUCGUGAUGACUACCGAUCUAGUCGUGGCCAUUCUCCUCAUCGCAAUGAUCACGGAAGGGAUGAGUCGUACAGUCGUGAUCGGGGCUACUAUGACGGCAGCCGCGGCCGUGGGCGAUCGCGUUCCCCCGGGUAUGGUCGCAACGACAAUGACAACUACCGUCGAAGGAGUCCAAGCCCGUAUGGAAGAUCUCGACAUGGAAGUGAGCCUGAGCUACCAGGAAGGAGAUAUGGUGCCGAUGUCCCUGAUGUUCAGAUCAUCCUCCAGCAAGAAAUCAAUCGUGAAUUUGUCGGCUGGGUGCAACAAAUUUUCACUUCCAAGGGCUUGCGGAGCGAGGUUAUGUUCCUAUCCAGCAAGCUUCCCAAAGAUGCGGUUGUUCAGCAGCAGGCAGCGGAAGGUGUUCACGCCGUUGUCGACAUCGACCUUCGAGCACAGAGCCUGGCCAAGAUUCCUGUCCAGGCUUUUGAUCGCUCUGCCGGCUCCAACAAUAUUCGCUUCAACCAAUACGCGGAUCUGGAUCCUGUCACCGCAGCCGAAGUCAUUCUUCGAGCAAAGGCAUCAGGAGGUCCCCCCAGCUACGGUCAACAGUAUGGUGCCAGUGGUUACGGCGCUGCUCCUUAUGGUGGUCAGCCCGCUUAUCAACCACCUGUGGCGAGUUUUGUCGCUCCUCCUCUGUCAGGACAAUACGGGCAACCUCCGCCUGCUCCAGUCAACGUCGCUAACAUCGCGAAUCUGAUGGGCCAGCUUGACCCCGCAUCGUUGCAACAAUUGCUUGCACAGGUUCAAGGCGGUGCUCAAAACCCUCCGCUCCCCCAAACCAACCCGAUGGCGCCGGCCGCUGGGGUACCCCAUGCUGAUAUUCAGGCAUUGCUUGGAAACCUGGGAGCAAAUCCUGCAGGCCAACAACCUCAACCUCCGCCCCCUCAAGGCGCCUACGGGCCUCCCUAUGGGGUGCAGCUUCCGCCCAACGGGGACUCGGCAGUUCAAGUCCAGAACAUCAUGUCACAUUUGGCUAGGUACCGACAGUGA
This is a messenger RNA of Fusarium poae, 2520 nucleotides long. RefSeq lists its product as uncharacterized. Lineage: Eukaryota; Fungi; Ascomycota; Sordariomycetes; Hypocreales; Nectriaceae. Gene Ontology annotation, molecular function: RNA binding. The coding region runs from base 1 to 2520 and encodes 839 amino acids. The transcript is spliced from 2 exons. The record is from RefSeq and is a predicted model, not a curated record.